GGCCCCCCACCCCUAGUACUGUGCUCUGGCCCGGAAUCCCCAACUGCCCCUCCUCUUUCCUCCUCCCCGCUUCCCCAAUUCCCCGCCUCCGACGCUCCCUCUCCGCUGCCGCGGGCUCCGACCCUCCGCCUCCGCCCGGGCCCCGCCGGGAAUGGCGGCGUGAGGAGGCCGGCGGACUAGGGUUCUUCGAUCCGUGAGCCGAGCGGGAGGGACAGCGGGCGGAGCCGGGGGCCGCCCGACAUGGCGACCGACCUGCCCAUGAGCCCGGAGCUCGAGCAGAUCGACGGCGAGAUCCACGACAUCUUCCGCGCGCUCCAAAAUGGAUUUCAAAAGAUGGAUAAGAUUAAAGAUUCAAAUAGGCAAGCUAAACAACUGGAAGAUCUCACAGGCAAAAUGAAGGAAUGCAAGCGCUUGAUCAAAGAGUUUGAUCGCAUUCUCAAAGAUGAGGAGUCGAAUAAUCCACCUGAGAUCAACAAACAGCUAAACGACAGAAAACAGUUCAUGAUCAAAGAGUUGAAUUCCUAUGUCACCUUGAGGAAAACAUAUCAAAGUAGCCUUGGUAACAACAAUAAGAGGGUUGAGCUCUUCGACAUGGGUGCUGGAAGUAGCGAGCCUGCUGCUGAGGACAAUAUUCAAAUGGCAUCAGCCAUGACAAAUCAACAACUCAUUGAUGCGGGAAGGAAUCAAAUGGAUCAAACAGAUCAAGCUAUUGAACGUUCAAAAAUGGUUGUAGCACAAACUGUUGAGACAGGAGCACAAACUGCUGCAACAUUAACACAGCAAACAGAGCAAAUGAAGAGAAUCGGCAAUGAGCUAGAUUCUGUUCACUUUUCACUGAAGAAAGCUAGCCAAUUAGUGAAAGAGAUUGGUCGUCAGGUUGCGACUGACAAAUGUAUCAUGGCGUUCCUCUUUCUGAUCGUUUUGGGUGUGAUUGCUAUCAUUGUUGUCAAGAUUGUCCAUCCAAACAACAAAAACAUUCGAGACAUUCCAGGACUGGCCCCGCCGGCUCAAAAUUAUCAAAUCAAUAACAGGAGAUUGUUGUGGACAGAGGCUUUCAUAGGUGUGUGAUGAUUGUGCAUGGAGGUUUCAUGCAGGUGCACUGCUUGCGAUGCAGCUAUCCACAUAAGAUGUAGGAUAUGUCGUUACUAUUUUUCUUUGUGCUUGUGUAUUUAUUUUGUCGUGUUAACUCCUAGCAAUAGGUCUGGAUUCCUGCUUCUGGUGUUUGUACACUGCGGGCCAUUUGAUUGUGUAUAUGCAACAGAGAUGAAAUCUUGUACAAGUCAUUAGCACGAAGUCUUAAAAGAGAGCUAUACUGGUAACUUCAA
This is a messenger RNA of Panicum hallii, 1325 nucleotides long. Its product is annotated as novel plant SNARE 13-like. Lineage: Eukaryota; Viridiplantae; Streptophyta; Magnoliopsida; Poales; Poaceae. Gene Ontology annotation, biological process: vesicle fusion; retrograde vesicle-mediated transport, Golgi to endoplasmic reticulum. Gene Ontology annotation, molecular function: SNARE binding; SNAP receptor activity. Bases 241 to 1068 code for a protein of 275 amino acids. Gene Ontology annotation, cellular component: late endosome membrane; endoplasmic reticulum membrane; SNARE complex. The transcript is spliced from 10 exons. The record is from RefSeq and is a predicted model, not a curated record.